Molecule: messenger RNA, 1119 nt
Organism: Purpureocillium lilacinum
Lineage: Eukaryota; Fungi; Ascomycota; Sordariomycetes; Hypocreales; Ophiocordycipitaceae
Product: cis-prenyltransferase
Cellular component (GO): membrane; endoplasmic reticulum; dehydrodolichyl diphosphate synthase complex
Molecular function (GO): ditrans,polycis-polyprenyl diphosphate synthase [(2E,6E)-farnesyl diphosphate specific] activity
Source: RefSeq, a predicted model, not a curated record
AUGUCCAGCUCUGUAUCUUUACUACGCCGCCUGAUCCUCGAGUCGCCGCCGGGAGAAUGGGCUCUGAAUCAGCUUCGCAGCCUGCUCAUUGGCGCUCUGAGGCAGGGGCCUAUUCCUCAACAUGUCGCAUUCGAGAUGGACGGCAACCGGCGCUACGCCCGGUCGCAUCGAAUGGAGACUGUCGAGGGCCAUCACCGUGGCUUUGAGGCGCUCGCCCGGAUCAUGGAAAUCUGCUAUCGGUGCGGCGUCAAGGUCGUCACCGUCUACGCCUUCAGCGUCGAGAACUACAACCGGCCCAAGCACGAAGUCGAGGGGCUUAUGCAGCUGGCCAAGGUCAAGCUGGAGCAGCUGACCACCUACGGAGACAUCCUCGACCGCUACGGCGCGUGCGUCCGCGUCCUCGGCCAGCGAGAGAUGAUACGGGAAGAUGUCCUGCAGGUUGUCGACAAGGCCGUGGCAAGGACGAAGCACAAUAACAAGGCCGUCCUCAAUAUCUGCUUCCCGUACACAUCAAGAGCCGAAAUCACGACCGCGAUCAAGUCGACGGUCCAAGAGUUCCUGGCCCCGCCGCCGCCCAAGAACACGCCGUUCUCCCCGUCACGCAUAAGGCAGAAGAUUCUGUCCUCGCAGCUCGACGGACGGGACCCGUUGCCCACGAUUCAGGAUGAUUCGCCGGACGAUUCAACGGCCCGGGAAGGCGAUGAGCCAGAUAAGGAAGUCGAGGUCGACAUGGACGGCGGGGACUCGUCCUCGGCAACGCUGCCACCUGACUCGCCCAAGUCACGCCUGUGGUCAGGAGAGGGAUCGUACAAUGCGCCCAACCUGCCCAAUCCCGAGAGCAUCACGGUGGAGACGCUCGAGAAGCACAUGUACACCUCGCAGGACCCGCCCUUGGAGCUGUUCGUCAGGACCAGCGGCGUUGAGCGGCUUAGUGACUUUAUGCUGUGGCAAUGCCACCAGGAUACGCAUCUCUUUUUCUUGCAAUGCUACUGGCCCGACUUCGACCUGCAGCAUUUCAUCUGGGUCAUGCUGGAGUGGCAGUGGAGGCAAAAGCAAAAGGAGCGGGACGAUAAUGCGGAGCGGGCGAGGAACGGCAAGGCACGACGGCUGGUGGAAUAG